GUGAAACAAAGUGUAGUGUCCGCGAGAGCCCGUAGGAAGCGAAAAGAGAGAAAGCGGAGAAAGGAGAGAAUGGGGCGCCUGAAUCCACAACAACAGGAGGAAUAAUAACUCACUAAAGAGAGAAAUAAAGAAGACUGAAGACGGAGAAGAAGACGGAAAAACUCGCAGGAGAAUCAAAAACUUUUCCGGGGGAAAACUGUUACAGACUCUCACACGGCCACGCUCUGAAACAUGGAUACACUUUUCUCUGUUUGCGUGGGACUCCUGCUUCUCUUUUCGACAGUCUCCGGUCAAAUACCGACAGCUCACAUGGGGCGCGCUGAGAAGGGAAGCUGUACAUUUGACGAGGGAUUCUCCCAGUGUGAUUACCAACAAGAUCCCUAUGAUGACUUUGACUGGACACACAUCAACACCCAGGACGUGCCCUACGUCUCACCAGACCUGCCACAAGGUUCCUACAUGUAUGUGGACGUCUCUCAGUAUGAUGUUGGCGAAAAGGCCAGAUUUCAGCUGCCAGUCAUGAAGGAAAACGACACCCACUGUAUCGACUUCAACUAUCUCCUCACCAGCCCUGACGGCUCCAGCCCCGGCACCCUUAAUGUCCUGGUGAAGGUUAACAAGGGUCCUUUAGCCAACCCCAUAUGGAACGUGACCUCCUACACCGGUAAAGACUGGCUGAGAGCUGAACUGGCCGUCUCCACUUUUUGGCCUAAUGAAUAUCAGGUCAUAUUUGAAGCAGAGGUUUCGGACAGCAAAGCUGGCUUCAUCGCCAUAGACGACAUUCAGGUGCUCAGCUAUCCAUGCGAUAAAUCCCCUCAUUUUCUGCGUCUUGGGGACGUUGAGGUGAACGCCGGACAAAAUGCCACAUUUCAGUGUAUCGCUACGGGACGAGAUACGACGAACAACAAACUCUGGCUACAGAGGAGAAAUGGAGAAGAUAUUCCCGUGGCUCAGACCAAAAACAUCAACCACAGACGAUUUGCUGCCUCCUUCCACCUCAAAGAAGUCACUAAUCAGGAUCAAGAUCUGUACCGCUGCGUCACCCAAUCAGAACGCGGCUCCGGGGUGUCUAACUUUGCCGGUCUUAUCGUCAGAGAGCCUCCGCACCCCAUCGCCCCACCCCAGCUGUUAGGCGUCGGCCCUACGUACCUACUGAUCCAGCUCAAUGCCAACUCCAUAUUUGGCGAUGGACCUAUUAUACUGAAAGAGGUUGAAUACCGCAUGACAUCAGGCAGCUGGACGGAGACUCACGCUGUGAACUCUCCCAACUAUAAGUUAUGGCACCUUGACCCAGACACAGAGUAUGAGAUCAGAGUUUUACUAACCAGACCAGGAGAGGGAGGGACAGGCAAACCUGGACCACCACUCAUUACCAGGACCAAAUGUGCAGAACCUAUGCGGACUCCUAAGAGGCUGAAGAUUGCUGAGACCAGGUCUCGUCUGAUAGCGGUGGACUGGGAGUCGUUGGGUUACAACAUCACCCGCUGUCACACCUUUAACGUCACCAUCUGUUACCAUUAUAUGACUGCCAACAACCGCAGCAAGGCUGACUGCUUGGACAUGGACCCUAAAGCUCCACGCCACCUGGUGGGAAACCUGCCGCCCUACACCAACGUCAGCCUGAAGAUGAUUCUGACCAAUCCAGAGGGACGGAAAGAGAGUGACGAGACCAUCAUACAAACUGAUGAAGAUGUUCCAGGUCCAGUUCCCAGUCAGUCACUAAGAGCCACUCCAUUUGAAGACAGAAUUCUUCUUUACUGGAAGGAACCAGCUGAGCCCAAUGGAAUCAUCAUACAGUAUGAGAUCAGCUACAGUGGCGUGCGUUCAUUUGACCCUUCGGUGCCUCUCCAGCGGCCCGGCCUCACGGUGUCUCUGCCAUCAAACGCCACCUAUCACCUGUUUUCCCAGCUCCACCCGGGUGUAACAUACCAGCUCUCUAUACGAGCAUCCACCUCUAAAGGAUUCGGUCCUGCAACCACACUGAACGUGACUACUAACAUUUCAGCCCCGACAAUAGAUGAGUACGAUGGGUCAGAGGCCUUUCUGAAUGAAACUGCAACAACCAUCACUGUCCUGCUCAAACCUGCCCAGGCCAAGGGAGCACCUAUAAGUGCGUACCAGAUUGUGGUGGAAGAAGUGAAUCCUCAUCGGACACGACGCCAAGCUUCCUCUGACUGUUACGAGGUUCCAGUUUCCUACCACAGCGCGUCGAGCGGUGGAUCUCCAUAUUAUUAUGCCGCCCAGCUGUCCCCCAGCAACCUGCCUGAGCCGCUCCCCUUCACAGUGGGAGACAACAAGACCUAUCAGGGUUUCUGGAAUCCUCCUCUGGCUCCCAGGAAGAACUACAACAUCUACCUUCAAGCUGUGAGCAGCACAGAGCGGGAAACUAAGACGCAGUGUCUGAGGCUGGCUACUAAAGGUGCUACAGAGGAGCCAGAAGUCAUUCCUGACCCGGCUAAACAGACGGAUCGGGUGGUAAAGAUCGCUGGGAUCAGUGCUGGUGUUCUUGUCUUUAUUCUGCUGGUGUUGGUAGCCAUCCUAUUGGUCAAGAAGAGGAGGACCUACUAUUCAUACUCUUAUUACCUGAAACUGGCUAAAAAGCGUAAAGACGCCAUCGGAACGACACGGCAGGAGAUGACACACAUGGUGAAUGCCAUGGACCGCAGCUAUGCUGACCAGAGCACUCUGCAUGGAGAGGACCCAAUGGCUGUGACGUUUAUGGACUCACACAACUACAACAACAGAUUGCCCAACGAUCCUCUGGUUCCCACCGCUGUGUUAGUUCCUAUCACAGACGAGAACCACAGUGGCUCAGCAGCGGAGAACAGCAGGCUUCUGGAUGUUCCUCGGUAUCACUGUGAGGGAACUGAAUCUCCUUAUCAGACAGGACAGCUCCACCCUGCCAUCCGAGUGGCCGAUCUCCUGCAGCACAUCAACCUAAUGAAAACAUCUGACAGCUACGGCUUUAAGGAGGAGUACGAAAGCUUCUUUGAGGGCCAGUCGGCCUCCUGGGACGUGGCCAAGAAGGAGCAGAACCGCACCAAGAACCGCUAUGGGAACAUAAUAGCAUAUGACCACUCAAGGGUUAUUCUUCAGCCCAUAGAAGAUGACCCCUCCUCCGACUACAUCAACGCCAACUACAUCGAUGUAAGUGGAAACGCAUCGAAUGCUACUAUUGGCUCCCAACGAAACCAACGAAACCACACUCCCUCGCUCAUUUGGCUGUACAGGGAUGGCUACCAGAGACCAAGUCACUACAUUGCUACCCAAGGUCCUGUUCAUGAGACAGUCUAUGACUUCUGGAGGAUGGUGUGGCAGGAACAGUCAGCCUGCAUCGUCAUGGUAACCAAUCUGGUGGAGGUUGGAAGGGUCAAGUGCUAUAAGUAUUGGCCAGAUGAUGCAGAGGUGUACGGAGACUUCAAGGUGACUUUUGUGGAGGUUGAACCUCUUGCUGAAUAUGUGGUUCGCACAUUUACACUGGAGAGGCGUGGUUUCAACGAGGUGCGGGAGGUCAAGCAGUUCCACUUCACAGGCUGGCCUGAUCACGGAGUUCCUUAUCACGCCACAGGACUUCUUUCCUUCAUCCGCAGAGUGAAAAUCUCCAAUCCACCCUCUGCUGGGCCAAUUGUGGUCCACUGCAGUGCUGGAGCAGGGCGUACAGGCUGUUUCAUAGUCAUUGACAUCAUGUUGGACAUGGCGGAGAGAGAAGGAGUGGUUGACAUCUACAACUGUGUGAAGGCUCUUCGCUCCAGGAGGAUCAACAUGGUACAGACUGAGGAGCAGUACAUAUUCAUCCAUGAUGCCAUUCUAGAGGCUUGUCUAUGUGGAGAAACCGCCAUACCAGUGUGCGAGUUUAAAGCUGCUUUUUAUGAGCUGAUCCGCAUCGACUCCCAGACCAACUCGUCACAUAUAAAGGACGAGUUCCAGACUUUAAACUCAGUGACCCCGCAGCCCCAGCCUGAAGACUGCAGCAUUGCAUUGUUGCCUAGAAACCAGGAUAAGAACCGCUUUAUGGAUGGCCUUCCUCCUGAUAGAUGUCUACCCUUCCUCAUUACGAUAGACGGAGAAAGCAGCAACUACAUCAAUGCUGCUCUGAUGGAUCUGUCAGAAGAGUUCCAGAGCUACAGACAGCCUGCCGCAUUCAUCGUCACCCAGCAUCCUUUGCCCAACACUGUCAAAGACUUUUGGCGUCUAGUUUACGACUAUGGAUGCACCAGUCUGGUGAUGCUGAAUGAGAUUGACCUGGCACAGGGUUGUCCUCAGUACUGGCCAGAGGAAGGCAUGCUGCGCUACGGCCCAGUCCAGGUGGAGUGUAUGUCCUGCUCGAUGGACUGUGACGUUAUCAGUAGACUCUUCAGAGUCUGCAACCUCACCAGGCCUCAGGAAGGCUACCUGAUGGUCCGUCAGUUCCAGUACCUGGGAUGGGCGGGGCACAGAGAAGUCCCCGCCUCCAAGCGCUCCUUCCUGAAAUUGAUCCUGCAGGUGGACCAGUGGCAACGCGAGGGAGAGGAGGGAGAAGGAAGAACCAUAGUGCACUGCCUAAACGGAGGUGGGCGUAGUGGAGUAUUCUGUGCCAGCAGCAUCGUGUGUGAGAUGGCCAAGAGACAGAGCGUGGUUGAUGUCUUCCACGCCGUGAAGACCUUGAGGAACAGCAAACCCAACAUGGUGGACACUCCGGAGCAGUAUCGGUUCUGCUACGACCUGGCGCUGGAGUUCAUCGAGUCUUCUUAAACAAAGGAGAGAUGAGGAGGUGAAGAGGAGGAAGAGGAGGAGGAACAUCUUUUCACUUCCCUCGUGUUUGAUUUUUUGCUUUCGCUUGGUCCCUUCUCCCCUCUGUGGUGGCCGUUCUGUAGCAUCCAUUUUGCAUCCCUACAAAUGGCACCAGAGAAAUCAGCUCCUUGUACAGUGUUGUCAAACAAAAGGGAAAGAGAAGGAGCUGCUAGGGGUGCAGCAGAGGAGGAGAUGUUACUCCUUUUACUCCUUUAUGCUUAUUGUACAGCUUUUUUGAGUGCCAGCGGGCCCUUGUAUGUUUCGGGCUCCAUUUAAAUGUUUAGCCUCUCAACACAACCCCCCUCGCAUGGACUCGAUGCCUCAUGCUGUUUCAGCUGCAGUACUCCAUGUGCACUGUAGAUGUCUCCCUUCCCCCUCGCAAGCUGCAACCACAGCUUUUGAAUAACUGCAAGUUAAAGGUUUUCAGUGGCCCCACUUUCCUGCUUAACAGUGUUGGGCGUCCCAUCAUGGUGAUGUUUGAAUAUUUGCAGCCAGUACUUUUGUACAAGAACAAGAAACUUAAAAGGUUACAGCCUGGCCAAACUCUGUGAAUGCUUCUGUUUUCUACUCCAUACAUCAGCAGCAUCAUCUUCAUGUUAUUUUUCUGGUCAUUUCAUUGAACUGAGUCAGAACAUUAUUAUGUAUUUGAGUAUUUAAUAGCCACUUUGUACCCAUUUAUAUCGGUUACAUGCAGUAGAGUCACAUAACAGAAUAGAGACAGAAAAUAACCUGUUUGUCAAUAUGAGUUUGCUUAUUAGAUAAAGUAGUGUCUUAGAAACAAGCCUGACAAUGAAACAAAAACAGAAAGUUUACAUGGAGAGUAUUAGGCUUUUUUCUUUUUCUUUUUUUCCUUUUUUUUUUUUUUUUACAAUACCAUGAAGUGACAACUUGAAAAAUGUUGUGUAGGAUUUUCACUAAAAUGUAUACGUUCAAAAAAAAAGUGUGAUAUGUAUCAUUGUUUCUGUUUCCUGCAGAGUUGAUUUCUGAGUUCUGAUUGCUUUUGUAUUAUCAUUUACUGCUCUACUGGAUAGAAGUUUUGAAGUCUUCUUUUUACCCUAAAUUGUACAAACUGAACACUUAACGAUUUUUGUUCAACCAUUUGACAUUAGCUUAAUCAUGUAUUAUUUCAGGGCUGGGCCCAAUGCACUUUCAAUUCAGCCAAUUCACAAAUGGGAUAUUUUUCAAAAUGCAAAUAUCAACAGAUUUUGAGUAGGAGGGAAACAGCUGACCCUUAGAAAAGACUGAAAAUUAACGCUCUUUCAUGAACAGUAUCCAUUUAGGGUUUGAAGGGAAUUGGAAGUGAACUGACCCCAGGCUUCAUUUGUUUUGCGCACUGGUGGCCAACACUUUUCUCUUUGUUUGUAUUUUUUAUUUUGCAGCUGAUGUUUAUUCAUAAGCCAAAGACUUUAUGUAAAUAUGUCUAUAUGGAUAAAGCACAUUGUUUGUAUUUAUUGUUUGUUUACUUGCAUUGCUUGUAAGAACAAUCAUUCUUCAUUCCAUGUUUACUCUACCACCAGCGUUUCUUAAACCGCGGGUCAGGACACAAAAUGGGCUGCAAGUCUGUUUCCUCUGGAGUCUUGAGAGUAUUAGUGUGAUUUAAUGAGCCCAUAAUGGGUCCCGAGGUGAGAGACUACAUCUACUCAGUUUGGGUCCAUGAAGAAGAGUUUAAGAACCCCUGAUUGAAGCUGUAUAUUGAAGCAUUAGAAGUAGCUUUUCAGUAUUUAGGUGGAAUUCAGUAGUAUUGUCUUGUUUUCACUUAAUGAAUCUCUCUGUGAUGUUACCGUGGUUUAUUUGUGUAAAAGCCCAUUGCUCUGUUUGUGGUCAGUAGAACAUCGGUGCAUUUACAUGCACAGAGUAUUUUGGAUAAUAGCUCCUAUCCCUCUUAACGUCUUAGUCGGGAUAAGCUGUUUAUCUUCAUCCUCAUAUCCUGCUCACCAUUAUCCCUGAAUACACACUGACUCAGUGAUGCAAACAGGCUUAGUGAGCAAAACAUGCAGGACUGUGAAACAAAAAAAAACAUUUAUUGUGCCUAAUCAUUUGAAUUUCCUUGUUGAUACAAGUAUUUUAACAGCAUCUUAGAUCGCAAACCAGGGCUUUGUUGAAUGCGUUUUCAUGGACGAUCAAUGUUUUGAAUACCUUUUGGACCAUGAUUCAGCGUGUUUCCUUCAUCAGAGUGCUUCAUGAAUUCUUUGUGAGGCUUUACAGGCUUACUGAAUACCAGAUGUGUUUCCGUUUGUGCGCAAACUGAUUUGGGAAAAGAAAAAAAAAACUUUAUUGUAAAUAAAAUGUUAGAUGUUCCACUUGGAUGGAACAAGAGAAAUGCCCUACUCUUAAGGAUGUUAUUGUAAAUAGAUUAUCAUGAGUACUCUAAAAGGCUCUAUUGUUGGAUGAACAGUAGAGACUUAGAUGAUGGAUACAAAGUCAGAACAUUAGUUCUGUUGUAGAUAAAAACUCGAGAGAUUGUACUCCUGGAGGAUUCAACUUCAAAAGAUUUUGACAGAUAUUGUUUAAAAACAGUUACAGUUCCCACUGAAUAGAGAACUGUAUUCUGUUGGUAGAACAUCAGUUUUCAGUUUUUGCUCCAAAGAAGGGAAAGAAAAUGUAGAGGCCAUAACACCACGUUAAGUCGUACAUUGUCUUCACUGAUACUGAGGUUGACCAGUUGGACAGAGCUGAUGUUCAUCUCUACAGCAUGCAGAGAGAGAAAAGCAAAGCAGUCAAUGACAAGUUGUUGACAAACAGAAAUUAAACACUACACACUUAAGGAGCAAAACCUGUUAAGAUGCCCAUAAUUCCUCCUUAAUAAAUCUGAAGUAAUGGCCCUGAAGAGUAGUGAAUGAAGCUGGUUUCUGGACGAGAAGCCAGUCUGAGUAUAGAAUUGAUAUUCAUGGUUCAUAAUUAUUCUUGUCUGUAAUGUUUGGCUUCUUUGCUGUAAUAAAGACCACUUCUUUAAUUAAAA
Molecule: messenger RNA, 7729 nt
Organism: Seriola aureovittata
Lineage: Eukaryota; Metazoa; Chordata; Actinopteri; Carangiformes; Carangidae
Gene: ptprk
Product: protein tyrosine phosphatase receptor type K
Exons: 42
Coding region: 232-4731 (1499 amino acids)
Biological process (GO): protein dephosphorylation
Cellular component (GO): membrane
Molecular function (GO): protein binding; protein tyrosine phosphatase activity
Source: RefSeq, a predicted model, not a curated record